AUGAACAUAAAAACCAGCAACUUAUCAUCAGAAAUGCUUGCUGCUCGUACAAACGGUUUGGAACAAAAAACGCACAUCAAAAUAGUUGGCUUGAUUAAAGAGACACAUUUUCAUAUUGCCAACUGUAUCAUUGAGGGUCUAACACAGAAGUUUCCACGGGAGUUUAUGGAACCAGAAAUCAUUCCAUUACUUGAAUUUGAUUGGCAUGCCUUCCUGGACAGCCAGAAAAGGGAGUUACGUGGCGACGUGUGGCAGUUCUCCAGUGGCGUCAUGUGCUUUGUAGAUGGUCAGUUCAUCGGUGACGACGUUGCUCUCGUUGCUUGGGCCAAGGACCAGUGGACUUUCACGUGUGACCUGCCACAGGCUUCCUGCGUAGAUGAAUACUACAUGAAACAUCUCCGUGCAACUAAGCACAGGUUUGUCUACAUGGAUAUCGAGAUUGAAGGCGAGCCAGCAGGGAGGCUGUUGUUUGAGCUGUUCUCGGAUGUAUGUCCAAGGACGUCAUGGAACUUUGAGGCUCUUUGCACAGGUGAACGAGGCAAGUCGACUGCCGGCUACCCCCUGUGCUACAAGGGCUCCCUGUUUCAUCGGGUAGUGCCCAAUGGCUGGGUGCAAGGUGGAGAUAUUACUCCAGAAAGAAAGGGAAAUGGAGGCGAGUCCAUCUACGGACCAACCUUUGACGAUGAGAGUUUUGCUCUCUCCCACACAAAGCGAGGCACUCUAGGCAUGGCCAACAAGGGCCCCCACAGCAACGGCUCCCAGUUCUACAUCACUCUGCAACCCACACGAUGGAUGGACUUGACCUAUGUUGCAUUUGGUGAAGUGGUGGAGGGUGUUGACGUCCUCAAGAAGAUCGAAGAGUCCCCGACUACCAAUCAACGACCCAAGAAGGAAUGUACUGUCGUAAACUGUGGAGUUUUUAAGCUAUAG
Nerophis lumbriciformis (worm pipefish) is the source of this 930-nucleotide messenger RNA. Lineage: Eukaryota; Metazoa; Chordata; Actinopteri; Syngnathiformes; Syngnathidae. The record is from RefSeq and is a predicted model, not a curated record.